UAAUCACCUUCCAUAUCUAGCGACUAUGUUUUCACCAAAAUCAGAAAUGCCUCUCCUUCCCGCAGGCGCAGGGUGUUCGCAUAGAAUCCCAUCAUCAACGAUUUCUGAAUUAAGAAAUUUUAUCUACAAAAUGCCCAAAACAAGAUUCUCGUCAGCGCUUCGACUUCGAUGCAAGUCUGAAGUUUCCAAUUCAGACUCAGAACCACGCACUGAUUCACUGAGUGGCGCUUCUACGCCCGAGAUUCGGGUUUUCAUGAGGAAGAAAAGAAUAAAGAAAGAGUUCGAAGUUGGAACUGAACAGCCAAAACAAUGUGGUCUACCAGACAUUGAAGAAUUUGCAUAUAGAAAAGCAAAUGGAUCUGUCAAGUCCAAACCCUCCACGAAGGUGCUUCCAGAGGGAGCUAUAGUAGCUUCUGCUAUGAAGAAAGCAGGGGAACCACCUGCAAACUGGGAAAGAGUACUUGAAGGCAUUUGCAAAAUGAGAUCCUCUGAAGAUGCACCAGUGGACUCUAUGGGAUGUGAGAAGGCUGGCAGUUCUCUUCCUCCCAAGGAAAGAAGAUUUGCUGUGCUUGUUUCUUCACUUCUGUCGAGCCAAACCAAGGACAAUGUAACUCAUGGAGCAAUCCAGCGCCUCCUGCAGAAUGGCCUGCUUACACCUGAUGCCAUUAUCAAAGCUGAUGAAGCAACCAUCAAAGGAUUGAUUUAUCCGGUUGGAUUUUAUACAAGAAAGGCUGGUAAUUUGAAGAAAAUUGCUGAGAUUUGCCUCAAAAAGUAUGAUGGAGAUAUACCUAACUCAUUGGAGGAUUUACUGUUACUUCCGGGUAUAGGUCCUAAGAUGGCUCAUUUGGUAAUGAAUACGGGAUGGAACAAUGUUCAAGGGAUAUGUGUAGAUACUCAUGUGCAUCGCAUAUGCAAUCGGCUGGGAUGGGUUUCCCGACGUGGCACAAAACAGAAAACUUUGACCCCUGAGGAAACUAGAGAGGCGUUGCAACUGUGGCUUCCGAAGGACGAAUGGGCUCCAAUUAACCCUCUUUUGGUUGGAUUUGGACAGACAAUUUGUACUCCGCUUAGACCUCGCUGUGGAAUGUGUGGUGUGAAUGAGUUCUGUCCAUCUGCAUUCAAGGAUACCUCGAGCCCAUCGGCCAAGCUCAAGAAGUCUGGUGUGAGCGAGAAGCUUUGACUUGGUUUUAGCCAUUGGAAAGGGAAUUGUUCUCUCAUUUUGCCUCCAGUUGUUGUGCAGUUUGAAAGAACAAUGGCAUUUGCAAAUGCAUACCGGAACAGAAGCAACACCGAAUUAGGAUGGAUUGAUUUUGGGAAAAAAAAUACUUGUUCUUACUAUUGUUUCCAUUAGCAUUUGAAUGUAGAGAUAUAACGGCAAAUGCGACAACCUGAAGAAUUGCACUUCAAUAGUUCUGGUUGGUAACACUGAUUAUAUGCCUGAAAUUUGAGUACUAUGUAUUUACUUUUCUUGGUUUGUAGCCAAA
This is a messenger RNA of Tripterygium wilfordii, 1484 nucleotides long. Its product is annotated as endonuclease III homolog 1, chloroplastic-like. Gene Ontology annotation, biological process: base-excision repair; nucleotide-excision repair; base-excision repair, AP site formation. The transcript is spliced from 13 exons. Gene Ontology annotation, molecular function: DNA binding; DNA-(apurinic or apyrimidinic site) endonuclease activity; oxidized pyrimidine nucleobase lesion DNA N-glycosylase activity. NCBI's taxonomy places the organism in Eukaryota, Viridiplantae, Streptophyta, Magnoliopsida, Celastrales, Celastraceae. Gene Ontology annotation, cellular component: nucleus; chloroplast nucleoid. The record is from RefSeq and is a predicted model, not a curated record. Bases 26 to 1180 code for a protein of 384 amino acids.